Messenger RNA from Lasiosphaeria miniovina, 339 nucleotides. RefSeq lists its product as uncharacterized. The coding region runs from base 1 to 339 and encodes 112 amino acids. The record is from RefSeq and is a predicted model, not a curated record. NCBI's taxonomy places the organism in Eukaryota, Fungi, Ascomycota, Sordariomycetes, Sordariales, Lasiosphaeriaceae. The transcript is spliced from 3 exons.
AUGUCCCCGGAUCUGACCCGCAUCGGAUCGGGCGAGUUCUGUGGCGGCCUCUUCGACAGAAGAACCGGCGAGUUUGCAGGCGCGCCCAAAGUAUGCGACAUCAACGACAACGCGCUAGGCAGUAGCAACGGGCUCAAGGCGCAGUCGGGGUGCGAGGCGGGCGGCACAGGCUACCUGGCACAGGCUACUUCGACGUGGCCGCGGGCUGCUGCAGGGUGCUACCGGCUCACGUGGACGGGCGGCGCCGACGUCAAGGUGGGUGAUGUUGUCAUCCUCACGCCAGGCGGUGGCAGCGGGGGCAAUGAUGCCGGGUGCAGGAGCCAGUAUGGCAAGAACUAG